This is a messenger RNA of Penicillium nucicola, 645 nucleotides long. RefSeq lists its product as uncharacterized. The record is from RefSeq and is a predicted model, not a curated record. Lineage: Eukaryota; Fungi; Ascomycota; Eurotiomycetes; Eurotiales; Aspergillaceae. The transcript has 2 exons. Bases 1 to 645 code for a protein of 214 amino acids.
AUGGCAGAAGGGCGCGAAGAUGAUUUUCAAAAUGCGAAUGGGGUUGCGACUGCUUCCACGCCCAAAAGGAAGCCUCCCAAGCUUCGACCUCCCAAGCUACGAAAGGGUCCAAUCUCAGCACCAGAAUCCACCAAUUCCGAUGAACAGAGAUUAAAUGGCAGUUUAAACUCUGCUAAAUCAAAUUCGAUUUCUUCAAACCCGGACAGCAGUUCUACGGGAAAUAUGCAGAACGGCAGACCGCCACCUUCACCUGAACCGACACCACAACCGGAACCACAGAAACAACGCACUCGACACCACCGAAGAACCCAUAGAACUUCGACAGAUUCACAGAGUCCAGACGAUGAACAAGAUAUUGAGCCCGAACAAAGGGACAAUAGAAGUUCAGAGCAGCGGACAGUACGAGAAAGGCGAGUAAGCCACGUACUCAACCCUCCAAAAGCUCAAGGUCAGGUAGAACGGCCUGGCGAGCUCGUUCCACAAACAGAGAAUGGCGCCGUCCAGCAAGUCACAGAGACUACUGAGGUAAAGCCUCAGUCGCAAAAGAACGAUCAGUUAAAGUUGAGGCUAGAUUUGAAUCUGGAUGUGGAAGUUGAGUUGAAAGCAAAGAUCAGAGGAGACCUCACGCUGCAAUUGCUGCAAUAA